UCUGGCACAAACUCUCCCGUCUACUUUAAUUCAGACUGCUGUUGACAGGUGCUUCCGAUCACCCACGUGAAGGAAACCCAAAUACACAGGGACCAGUUUGUAAACCAGUUACUGGUGAAAUGAUUUUGAACAAUUGAAAAGAAAAUGAGUCUAACAACAGUAUCAGUGAGGACUCUCCUUAUCCUGGGACUUUGUCAAGUAGGACGCCGUGGUCUUGCCUCAGCACCAGAAGUUAAAGAGCAACCCAAGAAAAUAGCGAUAAUCGGAGCUGGUAUCGGCGGAACCGCGGCGGCGUUUUUCCUGCGGCAGGAGUUCGGGCCAGGGGUGAAGAUCGACGUGUUUGAGGCGGGAAAAGUGGGAGGACGUCUGGCGACGGAGAACAUCGGAGGAGAUGACUAUGAGACAGGAGGAUCCAUUAUUCACCCCCUUAACCUUCACAUGAAGCACUUUGUGGAUCAAAUAGGUCUCUCCCCACGGGCGGACGUUCCGUCUAAGGUGGCGAUCUUUGAUGGGAAGGAGCUGACGUUUGAGGAGAGCGACUGGUUCAUUGUCAACGUGUUUCGAAUGCUGUGGCGUUACGGCCUCAACUUUCUCCGCAUGCACAUGUGGGUGGAGAGCAUUUUGGACAAAUUCAUGAGGAUUUAUCAGUAUCAGCAGUUUGGCUACUCGUUCUCUAGCGUGGAGAAGCUGCUUCACGCCAUGGGCGGAGACAGUUUCCUCACUCUGGUCAAUCAGACGCUGGAGGAAGCCAUGCUGGCCGAGGGCUUCUCUCAGGUCUUCCUGAACGACAUGGUGGCGCCCGUCACCCGAGUCAACUACGGGCAGAGCGUCCGCGUCAACGGAUUCGUGGGUGCGGUGUCUCUAGCGGGGGCAGAUUCAGGUCUGUGGGCAGUGGAUGGGGGAAAUAAGAAGGUGUGUUCUGGUCUGCUGUACAACAGCAAAGCUGUGCUCAUCCCAGCCCGGGUAACUGCCAUCUCUGUAAAGCUACGGUCCACCAGAGCUGGGGCCACCACAAACUUUUACGAGGUGAACUAUGUCGAGGAAUCAGGCUCCGCCCACUCUUUCUAUGACAUUGUGAUAGUGGCCACGCCCCUCCAUCAGGACGUGUCUCAGAUCACCUUCUCUGGCCUCUCUCCGCCCAUCCCCUCCACCUUCCCCGGCCAGUACCACCAGACCGUCACCACGCUGGUCCACGGCAUUCUCAACGUGUCUUUCCUGGGCACCAACGCGAAGGCGGCUGACUUCAGAGUGACCGACGUCCUCACCACGGACCAGAAAGGCUCCUUCAUCAACAGCCUGAGUGCCCUGACCCCUGUGCACGUAGCCAAGGGCUACAGGCCCCCCCCGGCCAACCAGCGCAAAGUCUGGAAGGUGUUCUCCCCCCAGCCCCUGUCUGAGGAUCAGCUGAAGCAGAUGUUCCUGUCCUGGGACGAGGUUUCGGAGACGCGUUGGUUGGCGUACCCGUCGUACAGCCCCCCGCAACGCAGGACCCCGCCCUUCAUUCUCCACGACCGCAUCUACUACGUCAACGCCGUGGAGUGGGCCGCCAGCGCCAUGGAGAUGAGCGCCAUCUCCGCCCGUAACGUGGCGCUCCUCGCCCAUCACCGCUGGCACGAGCAGACUGCCAAGAUCGACCAGGAGGACCUCCACACCAGGCUCAGAGGGGAGUUAUAGAGAGACAGAGCAGAGUUAUUUAAUGAGGAGGUAAGGACAGAGAUGUCUUUACUGUAGCUCUAAGGAGGUAGGAGUUUGUUUUGU
Messenger RNA from Chanos chanos (milkfish), 1758 nucleotides. It is a transcript of the gene pcyox1, whose product is annotated as prenylcysteine oxidase 1. Gene Ontology annotation, biological process: prenylcysteine catabolic process; prenylated protein catabolic process. Gene Ontology annotation, molecular function: prenylcysteine oxidase activity. NCBI's taxonomy places the organism in Eukaryota, Metazoa, Chordata, Actinopteri, Gonorynchiformes, Chanidae. The record is from RefSeq and is a predicted model, not a curated record. The transcript is spliced from 7 exons. The coding region runs from base 145 to 1674 and encodes 509 amino acids.